This is a messenger RNA of Salvia miltiorrhiza (redroot sage), 1576 nucleotides long. Its product is annotated as zinc finger CCCH domain-containing protein 2-like. Lineage: Eukaryota; Viridiplantae; Streptophyta; Magnoliopsida; Lamiales; Lamiaceae. The coding region runs from base 62 to 1252 and encodes 396 amino acids. The record is from RefSeq and is a predicted model, not a curated record. Gene Ontology annotation, molecular function: metal ion binding. The transcript has a single exon.
UGUAAUAGUGUGAUAUCGAGGUGCCACAUAUCUCCCUCUGCAUGCAAACAUCCCUAAUACUAUGCCGCCACGCACCUCUCUGCCCAUACUCUCACACCAUCCUCGUCACCUCUCUCUCUCUCAUCACUAUAUACCUAUAAAAAUCACAACCCCCUCUCCCUCUCUCUCUCAUCUAACUCCAAAUUUAAUUCAAAAUUCUAAUAAUCACCCCAAAAUUAUGAUGGGCAGCGUUUGCGCCGAGCAGCAACACAAGUUCCACCACUCCCACCAACUCCUCCUCACCAAGAAGGCCCUCCGCGACAUCGACAUACCCCCCCGCAAGCAGCUCCUCCUCUCCCGCUCCUCCCCGAGGAGCGGGAGCGGGGGCGGGGCCAGCGACGCGGCGGAACUGCACAGUUCCGCCGCGUCGUUCUCCAAGUUCCUGCCCUACAACGACGGGGACGAGGGCGGGGACGAGGACGGGGACGACCCGUACUCGUCGGACCACUUCCGCAUGUACGAGUUCAAGGUGCGGAAGUGCAACCGCAGCCGGAGCCACGACUGGACCGACUGCCCCUUCGCCCACCCGGGGGAGAAGGCGCGGCGCCGCGACCCGCGGCGCCACCACUACUCCGGCAGCGUCUGCCCGGACUUCCGCAAGGGCCACUGCGGGAAGGGCGACGCGUGCGAGCUCUCGCACGGCGUCUUCGAGUGCUGGCUCCACCCCUCCCGCUACCGCACCGAGGCCUGCAAGGACGGCCGGAGCUGCAAGCGGAAGGUCUGCUUCUUCGCCCACUCCUCCCGCCAGCUCCGCAUCGUCCCCGACCCCACCCCGGCCCCCGCCUCCCCGACCGCCGAUCACCCCAAAUUGAGCCACCAUUGCUGCAUGUACUGCCACUGCUCGAUGACGGCCUCGCCGACGUCCACGCUCAUACCCCACAUGUCGCCGCCGCUCUCCCCGCCCAUCUCCCCCUACGGCCGCUCCGCGGCCUACAAGGACGCGCUCGCCGACCUCAUGGCCUCCUUCGAGGCCAUGAGCGCCGGCGAGGCCGCGUCCCCGUCUCCGUCCACGCCGGGGGCGGGCUCCCUGGCGUGGCUGGAUGUGAAUUUGGAGGAGCAGCCGCAGUUCGUGAUGUCGCCGUCGGCUGCUCCUCCCCGUGGUGCUCGCAAAUUCUACUCCGGACAGAGUAAGCUCAAGUUCGAGGACUAUUCCGGCGGCGAGGCGAAUGCCGGUGGGCCCGACCUCGGGUGGGUUAAUGAUCUCCUAACUUGAAGGGAAGUAGAAUGAGUGAGCGAUGAUUAAUACUACGCCGCUUGUAUAUACGGGAAGGAUGCAAGGUGAGAUUGGUGGUGGUGGUGGGAGGAUGUGAUUAUUUUUUGUGGUGAAAUUGUUAAUUUGGUUUUUGUGUUGAUUAUGGGUUUUUAAUUAUGUGUUAAUCAUGAAUAAUUAGUGGUGGUGGCGGUGGCGGUGGGGAUUUUGGAGGUGUAAUUCUUGUUUUGAUGAUCAGCUGCAAGACUCAUGGUGAUCACUGUGAUUAAUUAAUGUAAUGUACAAUAUAUCAUAAUCUGAUCCCGAUCCUUUUUCUUUGUUAAUCAA